AGCUCAGAUCUGCGAAAUCUAAUAACUUGAGAACUUCUUGAAAAUUCAUUUUUCAAAAAAGACAUAUCUAGGUUUGUAUUUAUAGAUGGUUGAAAAAAUGAAGAAAAGGAGAAUUGGUGUCGUAGGAUUUGGACACCUAGGUGAGAUUCCUGGGCGGAACAGGGAGAGAGGGGGUUGAGUCUGUUUAGUUUUGCUCAGCCAAAGUAGAUUUCGUCUCUUUUAGCUCUGUUUGAGAAGGGCUAAUUUUUUUGUCUAGCCUGUUCACAGACCCACUGUUUUCUCUUUAGAGAUCGUCAAGUGCGCGUAUAAAAUUUAUAAACCGCGGGGGAUUUAUAAACCGUACGCAAUGGGAGGAACGUCUGUGGAUAGGCUAUAGAGGAUUUCACGCUCAUAGUUGUAUCAGGGGUAAUCAGGGCAAUAUGGCGGGAAAUUCAAUGAUUUGUGUUGGAAUUCAAAGCCAGCUAAUUUUUCCUGAAUUCAUAUAUUUGAUGCUUUCUGUUUGAAAAGAGUAACUUACGAGUUCAAAAAUACAACACACUAAAUCUGGAGUGGCUUUGAAUUCCAAUACAAAUCUUUGAAUUUCCUGCCAUCUUGCCCUGAUUACCCAUAAUGCAACUAUGAGCGUGAAUUCCUCUAUUCUUUUCGUUUAAAUAUCUCUCUUUUUUAGGGCAAUACUUGGUGGAGGAAAUUCUUAAAAGAGAUGACCUUGAACUAAGCUUUGUUUGGAAUAGAACUGUAAGUGAACUCAGGGGAAAAGUCGAUGAAAAAUACAUUUUGGAAAAUCUGCCGUCCUUCCCAGACAGGUGUGUUAAUUGAAAGAUGUAUUGAUAAUUGAGAAAUGAAGUUUAUCCAGUCAGUGAUGCAGGUGGCUCGCAAAAAAAUCUGAGUUCUCCAAAUAGUAGUUGAACCUUCGAUCUGGCCAAUAGCCCAGAUGCUUUCACUAAGCUACAGGAGACUCAUGAUAGCUAAGGCUAUUCUCCACUUUAGAAACAACAAGGGAAAUGGAGCCAAACUGUGUCCCUCCUUUGUUUCUGGGAUCUUUUUCUUGGGGAGCGCCGGCCAGCUAUUGGCCAUUUUUUCCUGGUCCCUAGUAUAACAGUCCCAGAACAGUCGGGACAGUUGCAUCUUAUUUAGGAUGCGUCUAUGCAUCUUAUUUUUCCUUGUAUAUAUGGCACUGUUGAGAAAUCCUCCAGGAACUGCAAGGAAACACAGAAGGUUCUAGCUGCUGCUCCCAAGCCAGUAACAUGAAUUAUACUACUGUCAGUAUUAACAAGUAAAUUACCAACUCAAAUUAAAAUUGGUACUGCAGGAAAUUUAACAAUACAAAAAACUGAUAUGAAAUUUAUGUGAUACCUGGAUAUAUAUUAAAUUUUUGUCAAAAUAUUAUUGUCUUAUUGGCAAGUUUUUAAGAAAAAAAUAAAACAAUCAUAUUGUAUUGACAUGUCAUAGGGACUAUUAUCCUAAAUAACAUUUACCAGAUACUAGUACAAAUAUUAUUGAAGGAAGUUAAUCCUACUACUGAAUAAAAUUUUAACUUUUCACAGGACUCCAGACCUGAUUGUAGAGGUUGCUCACCCUUCCAUUACAGUGAAUUAUGGGGAAGGUUUUCUUGAUGUUGCAGAUUAUAUGGUAGGUGCUUUCUUCAGGGGAAUAGGAACUUAAAUAACAUACUGCCAACUCUCUCUUAAUGGACACCUCGGUAAUACAUACACCUAUGAUUCACAGGUCCCUACCUUUCUUGACUCCCUUCAUUUGACCCUCAAUAAGAUGGACAUCUCUCUAAGCUGGACACUAAGUGCCAGUCCCAAAGAUGUCCAUCUUGGAGAGAGUUGACUGUAAUAUGUUUUUGGCUUCCUCCUCCUCAAGCAGAAACCCAAAGCCAGUUUUGCCAAAUUAGGUACAUGCAGAUCACCAUAUUAGUACAUGAUACAUGACAAAUUAUUAAAGCCAUGUCUUAUGACAGUAUAGUGGUAAUUAAGACAAUGUUAAUGUGUCUCAAAUAGAAUUUAGUGUUUUCUCUUGGAUUUCCUUCAUAACAUUUACAUUAACUCGAACCUCCCACUAACUUGAAGUAAUUUUUGUCUCCCUUCAGGUCAUUUCUGUACAAUUUUACCCUUGAUAACUCGAACCAAAACAACCAUGUGCUUGUCUGAUUCUUUUUUUUUAAAUCAAUAUUUCUCUUGCUGCCCUUGAAGUGAAGUGUACUUCAUGAUACUUGCAUUCCUAAUUCCCAUCCCAUUUCCUAAUCAUUUCCGGUCACUUGUUUCAAACUCCCAAUAACUCAAACUUUUUUCUAUUUUCUCUAUAGCUAGAAGGUUCGAGUUAUUGGGAGUCAACUUUACUAUUGUAUAUUUUACAAGUCAAUACAAUACCACUUAGUAGGGGUUUGACUGUUUUAAUGAUUCCUUCUUCUGCCAUAUUCAGAUUCUCAAAGGGACUUGGACUUCGAGGUCCUAAAUUUUUGCUUUGUGUGUUUGUUUGUUUGUUAGAUAGGCUCACCCACUGCUUUGGCAAACCCUGAUAUUGAGAACAAGCUGAGGGACAAAGCCGCAAGUGGAACACAUGGAAUUUAUAUACCAAGUGGAGCAUUAUGGGGCGGCAUAGACAUCAAGAAAAUGGCAGACAGGGGAACGUUAAAGGUGCACUGAAAUUAUGUUGAAUUAAUUCAUAUACAGUCUAACCUCUCCUUAUGGACACCUCUAUAAUACGGAUGCCUGUCUAUUGCGGACAGUUUGUUUGGUCCCAGAAAUGCCAAAAAUCAUACAUUCCCUACCUCUACAAUAUGGACACCUCUGUAAAGCGGACACUUGGUACUGUCCCUUUGGUGUCCGUAUUAAAGAGGUUUGACUGUAUAAAGCAAUUUGCUUCCUAGGGGGUCAUUUAUCAUGACCAAGCUCUUCAAAAUGUUGUAUUUCUCCUGCGAUCUCGGUAAGAACAUUAAUUAAAGCCAAGGUCAUGGUAUUUCAUAAUUCAGACAGCUGGAAAUGGAAAUUGGAUAUUUUCCCCUCAAAUAUUUCCUUUCACUUGAUUCUCAAAAUUAUUUUUUACAAAACAUGAAAUGCUUACCAUUUUAUCUCACUUAAUCCUUUAUAUACGAUGCCCAUCAUAUGCUAUCCUUCAUAGUUAUUUUUGAACUUUAUUUCUCAUUCAGGGACUUAAAGUUACCAUGAAAAAGCAUCCUUCAUCUUAUAAAUUGAAUGAACCACUGAAGUCAAGGAAUGCACUAGUCAAGUCAGAGGCAACAGUUCUAUAUGAUGGUAGUUUUUUUUCUUACUGUUGUGUUCUGUUGUUGUUAUUUCUAAACAUUUAUGUCAUUCUAUUUUUGUUGUCCUCCAGGUUGUAUUCGUGACCUUUGUCCUUUAGCUCCAAAUAACGUGAAUACAAUGGCUGCCGCAGCUUUGGCAGCACAUAAUCUGGGAUUUGACAAAGCACAAGGAUGCAUUGUGGCUGACCCAAGGCAAGAUACAACUUUUGUUCAACUAGUUAUACAUAAUCCCCAGUUGUUCAAAGCCAGAUUAGGAUAACCCAGGAUUAAUGUGUAAGGCCUGGUUCUCAUAUGCUGCUGGUACCACCUGGGCUACUUCUCAGACGAAUGAGAACAUGCGCCGCCAGCUACUAGAGCCAUCACAGAGCUUUACCGCCGGAAUGCCUCUGAAGUUGAACUCAAGUCAACUUCGCGCAGGCAUGCCAGCGGUAAAGACUGGAAUGACCGAUGUUGCUGGCCACUUCUGUUCUCAUAUCAAAACAGUAUCCCAGGCAGUAUCGGCAGCCAUGUCACAAGACAUGCAUUGCUAGCAUAUGGGAACCAGGCUUUCGUGUGACUGAAUGCUUCCGUUGAUUCUUUUUACCUACAAUUUGAUGUUUGGACCCUUUAAUCCUGGAUAUGUUUAGCAAUAAUCAUCCUUCAAAUAACCAUGGCUAUCCAUGGAACAACUAGGCCCAGAGAAACAAUGAAAUAUUUACAAUGCAGGCAGCAAAUAAAUUUAAGGUCGCUGGCGUCACCUUGAGCUCUUUGUUAUGCAUUUAUUUAAAGGGUAUGCAAGAAGGACAACCACUGAUAUUGACCAAUUUACGAGAUUAUUCAUAGCUGGGUAAAAGAUGACAGUGAAGUGUUCAUGUGCACAUGUGGCACACAGACUGCGAGCACAAAAGUAACAAAUGGGCUCUGAAUCAAACCUUGUUUCAGUGAUAAAUAAAAAUAAAGAAAUCUUUAGAAAUUUCAACCAAAUUUAAUACCAUGAAACUUCUAGUACAUUUUUUUUUCCGCUUCAAAAAUCCUUGAACACAUUGUAGCUUAUAAACAAAAUGAAAUCGUGGAAUGUAUUCAACCAUAAUUACCAUUAUUACAUAUCUUGGUUGGAAACCAUGCUUUAGUCGGGACACCUUCAGGAGUCUCAAAAUUUGACUUUUCUGACAGUUUUAUGUCCAAGAAUUCAGCACAGAUACAAAACUUCACGAGCUGGCACUGUAGAGGGGUAAACUUUGUAGACUGUAGUGUGUUAUGUAUUGAAGAUUUUGCUCAUUUAAACGAUUAUUAUCUUGCUGGCAAACUUUAAAUUGCAAAGUCUGCUCAAUACCUAACACACUAGAAAUUUUGACCGAUCAUUAAUUUUGUUAAUAAAAUCAGAGAGUGCAGUCUUCUAUUCUUUCCACAAACUUGGACACAAAAUCAUGAUUUCCCAAUUGGGUACAACUGUGGCUUAACCCUGUAAGUCCCAAUAGUGACCAAGAUCAAUUUUCUCCUAACAAUAUCCAUACAUUGUCAACAGAUAAGUUAUGAGAAGUACUAAAAUGAUCACCCAAGUAAAAAUGCCUUAAUCUUUUAUCAGAUUCUCUCAACUCAUUCUUUAAGGAAAUGUAUGGAGAUCAGUUUGGAGAAUUUGUAUGUGGAUACUGGGGCUUAAAGGGUUAAAGCAUCGCUGUAAAGCAUAAUCCACCAAAUAAAACACAACCGUCCUAAAGUUCCAUCAUUUCACAAUGUCUAACUAAAAUUUUAUCAAAAUCACCUCGAAAACAGCCAAGAUUAAAUAAGCAUUUUAAGAUGUAGCACAAGCAAAAUUUUGCCUUAUGAAUUUAUUCAUAGAUAGGUGUCCCCUACAGCCUUAACCCUUAGAUAAAUCCAUUUUGUUAUAAAUAUUGCAGCCUUAAGGCCCAUAUUGUGGAGGUUGAUGUCUUUGGACCUGGGGAAGUGCAGAACCAGUUUACAGUGAAAACAGUUCGUCACAACCCUGCAGCUGUAGGAGCUGUUACAGGAAAUGCAACGUAUGCAUCUUUCUUGAGCAGUUUGUUGGGUAAGAAUGUUAUCAUUUUUGUCAUGUCAAGUCCAGGAAUGCUCACUCCUUUUUCAGGAUGUUUCUUGGUGUUGUGGAAACCAUUGUUGGUUCACUUUUGUGUUGUGGUGUGGGUAUUGUUCAGUGUCAUUUCAGUCUUUUGUAUUGCGUCAUUAAUGCACAAAAUGGCACGCAAACAGCAAGCUAUUGCAACAACACUUUACGAGGAACUGCAAGCAAGCAACUGCAUAUAUAAGUCACGAGGUGCCCCUGCUAGAGGCAUCGGGCCACCCCUAGUAUAGCUGGGGAAACUGCUGACCAGCAUUGCUUCGAGGUUAACUUUGCCUAAAUUACAUUUAGCCACAUUCAAUGUUUUGGUGAUUACACCCAUCCACAACACCAAGUAGCUACCCUUUUUUCAGUUCUUGCUGUAGCAAGAUAAACAAAUGAAACAGUACAAACUUUAAAAAUUGACGAAUGAGGGUUUAAUACCAUUGACUGACAAUGCACUCAGCUCACUUUGUUUCUAAAGAUGACCACUGCACAGUUGAAAUUAGUGGAAAAGCAGAAGGAUGAUAUGCACCUCCCUUCCUCACUCCUAGCUACUAUUCCAUGUCCAUACCCACCAUGCAGGUUAUCUAUAAGCUAAAAACAAGAGUAGUGAACACCCCUUUAUCCCAUCCUGGCUAAAAACGAUCACAUUAUAAUGGCCUGAAAAUUGUGAACAAUUGGCUCAAAAUUCUAUUGUUUCUUUUCAGGAGCACACAGUCAAGGUCCUGGACUUCAUCUUUGUUGAGCAUAACAUUUGACACGUCCCCCGAAAGUUUCAUUACCAGAAGCGUUGUGAGUUUCUGAUGUAACUAGGGCCUCUUAGAGCUAGCAGCUGACAGGUUUCACAAGAAACUGUGAUGCUGUGUGGACAAUUAAGUGG
Porites lobata is the source of this 6201-nucleotide messenger RNA. The record is from the annotation of a GenBank genome assembly. Lineage: Eukaryota; Metazoa; Cnidaria; Anthozoa; Scleractinia; Poritidae.